AUGUACUAUGUGGCAUACAUCCGCGAACGGAUCGCGGCGAUGCUGUCCGUUUGUUACGCCCUCCAAUCGCUACAUCUAGACUCGGUUGGUACUUUUGACUUCUGGCCGCACGCAAACUCGUCAGCUACACACGACCCUCUUUCUACACCGUCGCCGUUGCCCCCACAAGCCUGUCGUCACCUUCGCGGGGUCGCUCUCGUGUCGCUGGACGGCUAUCUCAUCGCAUACAUCCUUUCGCUGCUAACGGAGAAAACAAAACUCGAUGUGCAAAUUCACUCCGUCCUGAGGGACCUUCACUUUCCCUUACCCCGCCAUUUUCUUGGUGCCAUUUCGAAGGUCGGCAUCGCGAGGUACCCCCAACCUGUACCAUUUUACAAAUUUCCCCGUCCCCCCGACUCGCCCUUCAUGUGGGGAAUAACACUGUCCGGCUCGGAGCGCACUGUUCGUCGGGUUGGAGACGAGUUUGAAGCUCUUACCCGCAUGCUUUACGAAGAGGACGCGGCGCUCGCAGGCGUGCGUGAGCUGUGGCUUGCGGAUGUCUCGCCCGCCACCUGCGACGAGCCACAUAUGCUGCGCGCGGCCGAAGCUGACCAAGUCCGCGCCCUCAUCCAGGGCAUGCCAGUGCUGGAGACGGUCGUGCUCAUUAACCAGUUCCAGGCGCCAUGGACGGGCGCACCCCCGAGCCUGCGUCUCCUCCCCGACGCACGCGAUAGUGACAGGCAUAUCGGACCCCGCUCGAGCACCGUUCGCAUCGCCCAUGGGUACGGGAAGCAUGUCCUGCAACGGUGGCCCGAGCGACCCAACCCGAUACCUUCCGUGCCGCCGCUGAACCUCACAUGUAUCCUCGAGGAGCUCGCGUCGGGCGCGUACGACUACGUUCAGCACCUCGCAAUCGAGGUCCCUUACCACAUCGCUGUCGAUGCGGGCGACGUCGAGCGGCUCCGCGAGUAUUGCGACGCGGUGCAGGUGAAGGUGAUGGACGUCACUCCGACAAUUUCGCUUCCGGAGUACUGCUAUGAGCCGAAGACAUGGGCUGCGAGCGAUGACCCGUGGCCAUACAAACUCUGGUGA
Molecule: messenger RNA, 1071 nt
Organism: Trametes versicolor FP-101664 SS1
Lineage: Eukaryota; Fungi; Basidiomycota; Agaricomycetes; Polyporales; Polyporaceae
Exons: 1
Coding region: 1-1071 (356 amino acids)
Source: RefSeq, a predicted model, not a curated record